Paramisgurnus dabryanus is the source of this 4176-nucleotide messenger RNA. It is a transcript of the gene efnb2a, whose product is annotated as ephrin-B2a. Gene Ontology annotation, molecular function: ephrin receptor binding. Gene Ontology annotation, cellular component: plasma membrane. Gene Ontology annotation, biological process: axon guidance; ephrin receptor signaling pathway; blood vessel morphogenesis. The record is from RefSeq and is a predicted model, not a curated record. NCBI's taxonomy places the organism in Eukaryota, Metazoa, Chordata, Actinopteri, Cypriniformes, Cobitidae.
GUAAAGACUCGCGGAGAAAGGAGCAGUCCCACUAUUGACGCGCACAGCAUUUCAAUCCGGACCUGUAUGGUUCGCGUCGCAGCUAUUCUCUGCUAUAGAGCGGGUUCCACGGCGACCCAUGAGAACUUUCAUUUGACUUCAUCUUUCCAUUUUCUUUUUUUAUUUUCAGUCAUUUAUCAUCCUUAUUUUUUCCUUCAUCCAAUAGGCUGCAAUUAUUUAAUUAUUGCCCAUCUUUUCCAAACUGCCUCAUUCAUUUUGGCAACUCUGGCAUUUUUCUCUCGUGUGCCUGAACGGAAUACCUCGACACAAGCUUGGGUUUCCUGCAUUUGGAAUUGGUACCUGCCUGGCUUUCUAUCCAAAUCGAGGGGAUUAACUUCCAUGUCUCAACGGACAUCCAGCACGACGGCGGCGACGACACUGGUCGCCUUCCUCUGAGGAAUGUACGUGCUCACCACAGCCGGUUGAUCGGAGAGUGCUCCACUCAGAAGUGUAUUUUACCGAAUGAGAAACUGUCUGCUGUCCGCGGUGCUGCUUUCUGUCAUCUCGAGCAGGACUAUUAGAGGAGUAGUUCUUCUCUUUGGGAUGGUUCACUUUUAACCGGGUUCCUUUUAUACAUUAUUUGCCUUUUUCUCCUGGAACGGGGAUAUUGAUUGUCACACGCGUCACUCCAAGACGUGUUCUUUUUUUAGUUUCUUUAUUUUUUCAUAUUAGAAAUUCCCGCGAAACGGAAUUUGACCGCAGCGGUCAUAACGGACGAUGGGCGACUCUCUGUGGAGAUAUUACUUUGGAGUUUUAGUCAUCGCGUGCAAGGUGAACCUGUCCCGCGCGCUCGUUCUCGACUCCAUAUACUGGAACACGACGAAUACCAAGUUCGUGCCAGGACAGGGCCUGGUGCUGUACCCACAGAUCGGGGAUAAGAUGGACAUAGUUUGCCCACGCGUGGAGGGCGGCUCAAUGGAAGGAGUGGAGUAUUAUAAACUCUAUAUGGUUCCUCGGGAACAGCUGGAGUCCUGUACGGUCACAAAGGCGGAUACGCCUUUACUCAACUGCGUCAAACCGGACCAGGACGUCAAAUUCACUCUUAAAUUCCAAGAGUUCAGCCCAAACCUCUGGGGCUUGGAGUUCUUCAGGGGAAAAGACUACUACAUUAUCUCUACGUCUAAUGGGACGAUGGACGGGCUGGAUAAUCAGGAAGGAGGGGUGUGUAAAACCAAGUGGAUGAAAAUCGUCAUGAAGGUUGGACAAAACCCCUCAGAUCCCAUUUUCCCCAAAGACUACCCCACCAGAUACCCCCCCAAAUACCACGACCCAGGGAUCAAGGACACCAAAACGAAUGAAGUACUUGACAAGCCUGAUGCAUCUCAACAUGGAGAAGAAAAAGGAGAAGGAAAUAAAUCCUCCGUCAUCGGUUCGGAGGUCGCCUUGUUUGCCGGCAUCGCCUCAGCCAGCGUCAUUGUCAUCAUCAUUAUCAUCAUGCUGGUGUUCCUCCUACUGAAGUAUCGACGACGUCACCGCAAACACUCGCCUCAACAUGCCACCACGCUGUCACUCAGCACGUUAGCCACACCCAAAAGAGGAGGCGGCAGCAACAACAACGGCUCUGAGCCGAGUGACAUCAUCAUCCCAUUGCGGACUGCUGACAGCGUCUUCUGCCCACAUUACGAGAAAGUGAGCGGUGAUUACGGACACCCCGUUUACAUCGUACAGGAAAUGCCGCCGCAGAGCCCGGCGAAUAUCUAUUAUAAAGUGUGACUUAAACUUUUUGACUUUAACUUCAACCCCCACACGCCCCUCGAUGAACCCCCGUACGGCGGGAUUGAAGCCUGAGCGCACCCUCGUCCCGCUCUCUCGUGGCUGUCUUUUUCGUUUUUGUAAGAAUAUUCCUGAUUAUUACUCUCGAGUUUAGAUGCUGAUGGUGGAGUGAAGCUCCUGAUUCGCUGCUCUUGCACCUGCAAAACAAAACAGAAAAUUUUAAAGAAAACAGGAAUCCCUCUGGGGGAUUGACGUGCACUAUAAGGGACGUUUAGGAUACUAUAGUGUGUUUAUGAGGGAGUAUGUGUGAAUCACACGAGCAGGGGGGUUGAGGGGUUGGGCAUGAAAGAGAGGUGAAGAAAAUGAUUCUUCCUCUUUUAUUUCACUGCAUUCUCCUGUAAAGACACGAGAGACGGAGAAGAGACGUGACUGGACGUAAGAAGUGAAUAAGCGUGGCUGACCUGUCACAAAAACAGGAAGUGAAUGCAGCGCAUUGGUCACAGCCACAGGAAGUAGAAUUAUUGAGGAAGCAGGAAGCUCCCGUCCACCUGCUCAUCGGACGUAUGGAGCGUACUGUUGGACAUUUCAAAGGACAUCACCCGUUUUUCUGCAUUCACUUGUACUGUUUUCAUUUACGUUAACUCGCCUCAUUUGUCCACCUCUGUCUCUUCUACAAAACGACUUUUACAAGGUGUACUUGAAGUCUUUUUGUACGGUCAUGCAUCUUGCAUUUCUUUCUGUCAUUCCCAGUUGCAGAUUUGUUUUGUUGAAGAACUAAUGUGUAUCAUACUAGAGAUCCUUUCGUGCUGGUAUUAUGUGCAGUUUCUGAGUACUGUGGGAGACACGUAGACACAUUUCAUUUAGUACACGUUAGCUGGCUGGUGGAGCGAAGGAGAAAGGUUAGUUGAAAUGAAUAGAUUUGGUACAGUUGUCGCUGUCUUGUUGCCUGCUGGGAAGGUGGAGGACCCACAUGGACACUUUAGCAGCACUUUGAAAGCCUCAUCAUCUUUGUGGAGCAUAAGCAAGACCAUUCAUAGCAAAUAGAGACAAAAGGGAGCGAUUCUACACAAAGCUCACUGAGCUGUGGCAUGAGCUGCCAUUUUGAAACAAAAUAGCCACCUUCCCCUGGCACAUUUGCUGGAAGAGAUUUGCAUGUCAUGUCAAGUUUCCUGUUUUACUAGUAUUUCUGCCAUUACAUUUACCAGUGCAGGCUGUGCAAUCCUUAUAGCUCAAAAGCACAGGGAUGUCACAACACGCAUCAUAACCAUUAAUUUUUUUUUUUAAAUUGACCACAAAAGAGUUAGUAGGAGCAUCUCUUUAGGAUUUUUUAAAAAUGUAGAUCAAAAUGGAUGGAAAGAGUGUGAGUGGAGUUUAUUUAUGAUGCAGGCAGACGGGCGCAAAACAGCAAACAUAUGAAUAAUUUAUGAAAGAUCUGCACAUUAUGCAAGCUUAGAGAUUUCCGUUAACGUACCGAUUUCUCCAUUUGCUAUUUGCUUUUUCCAUCAAUCCCUACACAAAUAGCCGCCUUUCCACACUACACACACACACACAUGCUCUCACAGCCAGGGAAGGGGUGGCUUUGGACGGAGCCCUCGGGGAAAACAGCAUGUUGGGUUUUAAAAUAGCUGAAAGGAAUGAGAGGGAAGGGCCAGAAACGGACCAAAGGAAGGGCAAGUCUAACGGAGACCUGACUAAACCAACUUCUCCGGCCUGCUUGUCUCUCUCGAUGAAGCUCAGAUGUGCUCUGAGUUGAAAUUAGGCCUCUUAAUCUGGAAAGAAAGCAGUAGACGUGGGUUAGCAAGCAUGCCUAACCCACGAGUCAAGGCUAAAUGUAGUAAAUUGCAUGAAAUGGAAUCUGUCAGGCUCAAAUUGUGAGAGGUUUCUGAAGGAACGAAAACACAAGUAUGAUUUAUGACUGAUACGGAGGUCACAAGUAGACCCAGCAUUCAUUUUAGAGAGGAAGCCACUAAGCAAAGGUCAGUGAAUCCCACAGUCCGCAGCUCCCAAAGGACUCUGUAAUUCCCAUUUUCCCUGACAGAAAGGUCUUGUCCCUGUGAUCGUGUGUUGUCAUUUGUGCAAACCCCUUCCUUAGCAAUGCCAGCCUGCAUUUACCAUACAUUAACUUCAGUUGUAAUUUGUUUACCAAAAGUGGACUUUUAAUGUCCACAAACUGUAUGAGGGCCACAUUAACUGUUCAUCCAUUUCUUUAUCACCUGUUCAUGGAGGUUCUUGAAUCUCGCUGAGAAGCCAAGCCUUGUGUGAUCGGAGCUUUGUGCCUCUGUAAGAGGCCACAAAAUCUGCAAAUAUGCAAUUUUUAUUUAUUUUUAUAACAAUUGAGAAAAAGAUGAUAUACGUUCACCUAUGGAAAAGUGUUCUUAACCACUGAAAUUAAAUGAAACAAUACAGCAUAAGAAAAUGUUACAA